This is a messenger RNA of Atta colombica, 1073 nucleotides long. RefSeq names its product facilitated trehalose transporter Tret1-2 homolog. Gene Ontology annotation, biological process: transmembrane transport. Gene Ontology annotation, cellular component: membrane. Gene Ontology annotation, molecular function: transmembrane transporter activity. The transcript has 2 exons. Bases 109 to 1011 code for a protein of 300 amino acids. The record is from RefSeq and is a predicted model, not a curated record. Lineage: Eukaryota; Metazoa; Arthropoda; Insecta; Hymenoptera; Formicidae.
AAUUCCAGCGUAGAUAAGUGUAUAUACAUAUUACAAAUAAUAAAUAGUUACGUUAUUUUUUUAUCAACAUCUUUGACUUUUUUUUAUAAGCGAUAUUAUUGUACCGUAAUGAAGAUGAAUGACUAUGAUAUAUCAGAUACCAAAUUCAGGCUGUAUCUCAGACAACUGUUAACAAUUUCGGGACAAUUGAUCGGAAUCUGCGUAACCGGUAUGUCGUUUGGCUACAGCGCGAUACUUCUUCCGCAAUUGAAGACAAUUUCGACCAAUAACAUCAAAUCUUUAUUCGAAUCUGUGGAUGCGGAUCAUUUCGGAGUGCUUAGUAUCGAUCAAGAGUCAUGGAUCGCAGCAUCUACACUUCUACCAAUAGUUCCAGGAUGUUGUACCGGUGGAUUUAUGGCGGAAAAACUUGGCAGAAAGACAUCGGUGAUGCUAAUAUUUCCUGUCUAUCUUAUAGGUUGGUUGAUUAUCGGUUUCGCCAACAGCAUAGAAGUUUUAAUAGCAGGCAGUUUUCUCUCUGGAUACUGUGUCGGGGUCUUGGCGCCCAUAUAUUCGAUCUACGUGAGUGAAACAAGCGACCCUCUGCUACUGGGGGCAGGCAACUUGACCCUUUCGGUCGGUAUAUUGGCGUGUCACGCGAUGGGAACUUGGCUGCAUUGGCGAACCACCGCGUAUAUCUGUGGCGUGUUACCUGUAAUCUGUUGGAUAGUCUCUGUCUACUCGCAAGAGAGUCCAUUGUGGCUACUUCGUAAAGGCAAAUUUGAGGAGGCGAAACGCUCCUGGAUAUACCUUCGUGGCAAAGAAUCACUUGAGGAAUUCUCCCUCCUGGAAACCAUUAGACUCGCGGAAAUAUCAGGAAAGAAAAUCAAGAAACGAUCGUUAUUGCAAUCACAAAAAAAGAUGUGGACCUCGCGAUAUUUCCUGAAACCUCUCAGCAUAAUCUGUCUGUACUUCUUUAUCAUGCAGUUUUCAGGUUCUAACGUAAUGAUUUUUUACUGCAUCGGGAUGUUGUAAUCAAGACGAUGCCGCUUAUGAUGGAAUUUAUGCAGCUUGAAGGUACAUUCGCCGUUUACGGC